AUGCCUGAUUCUUUGAAAUUAAAGUAUCUUAUCGCAGGUGUUAAAGAUUCAUUAAAAUUACAUAUAGCAUUACAUGAUCCACAAACUACUGAAUCUUUUCUUACAUUUGCAAGGAAAUUAGAAGCUACAUUAUCAUUUACUAAUAGUAUACAUGAACAUAAUCAAACAAAUGACCCUCAUGAUACUGCUGCAUUACGAUACGCUUCAUCUUUUUCUGAUAAUGGUUUUCAACCACAUACAAGAAAAUCCAAAGACAAUAUUCAACAUUCACUUGCUCCUACUUACCAACCACCUCGAAACAAUAAUUCAUAUAAUACCAAAGCUACUCAUACUACUCAGUCUCAUUAUAAGUCAUCAAAGUCCAAGGCAGUUAUUUGUUAUAAUUGUGUUAAUGAUCAAACUAUGAACUUAAUGAUUGAUACUGGUGCGAAUAGAACAUUUAUUUCAAUUAAUGCUCUGUCUUUUAAAAAUAAUAAACAAUUUAUUACUACACAUCAACGACGUGUUUAUUUAGCUGACGGUCAAACAUCUAUAACUGUUUAUGGUGAAGUUCAAUUACAUAUAAUGUUAGGUGAUAUGAAAGCUACUAUAUUAGCACUUAUUGUUAAACAAUUAUGUACUGAUUGUAUAUUGGGAAUGGAUUUCAUUUACAAGUAUAAAUUGAUUAUUAAUACAGAAGAUCGAACAGUAUCCAUAUGUGAAAAUGAUAAACGUAUAUCAUUAAAAAUUGAUUCUAAUUCAUAUCGCACUCGUUUUCCUACUCGUUUGAUUAAUAAUAUUAAAAUUUCACCAAGAAGUACGGUUUCUAUUCCUGUAUCAAUAAAUUUGCCAUCAACUAAAGUAUUAUUUCAACCAUCUGUCAAGUUACAACAACGAAUACCUUUAGUCAUAUUAAAUUCCUUAUUAACAGUGCGAAAUCAUACUUCAUUUAUUUCACUUUAUAAUCCAACACGUUCUUAUUAUUCAUUACCUAAAGGAAUUAUAUUAGGAACAACAACAGUACCAACCUUAUCUUUAAAAUUCAACACAUUAAUAAUUCUAAAUAUUAAGAACAAUAAACCAACUAUUGCUUUAACUUUAAAACCACAUGAAAUAAAAACACUUGAUCAUCCACAUCCAACAUCAAAACCGUAUUAUUCAACACCACUUAAACAAGAAGCAAUGUACAAGAUUAUACAAGAAUUAUUGCAUUUUGGAUUAAUUCGUCCAAGUUAUUCUCCGUAUGCUGCUCCAGCAUUAUUAGUUCCUAAACAUGAUGGUUCAUGGCGUAUGGUUGUUGAUUAUAAAAAGUUAAACAAUAUUACAAUUAAAGAUAAUCAUCCGCUACCCAAUAUGGAACAAGCAACACAAAUCCUUGGAGGUAGUUAUAAAUUUUUUUCUAAACUUGAUAUGAAAAGUGGAUUUUGGCAAAUUCCAAUUAAAGAAGAGGACAAACAUAAAACAGCUUUUAUUACUCCUGAUGGCUUAUACGAAUGGAAUGUUUUAGCACAAGGUUUAAAAAACAGUCCACCGUCAUUUCAACGCGUUAUGACUGAUCUUUUAUCACCAUGUCAUCAAUUUUCAUUAGUUUAUAUUGAUGAUAUUGUUGUUUAUUCUCGUUCAUUUGAUGAACAUGUUGCUCAUAUGACACAAAUAUUAUCAAUAUUAUUGAAACAUAAUUUUCAAUUGAACCCAUCUAAAUGCAGUAUUUUUCAACAUCAAAUCGAUUAUUUAUCACAUACAAUAUCGGAACAUAGUGUUAAAUCUACUGAUGAAAAAAUUCAAGCUAUUAUUAAAUUACGUGAACCAACAACAUUAGCUGAAGCAAAUAAAUUUUUAGGUGCUCUCUCUUGGUAUCAUCCUCAAAAACAAGCAUUUUUACAAUUAAAACAAUUAUUAACCACUUCUCCAUUAUUUCUUAAUUUUCCACAUGAUGAUUAUCCUGUUAUAUUAACAACUGAUGCUUCAAAAGUUAGUAUUAGUGGUACAUUACAACAAAUAAUUAAUGGUGAAACAAAAAAUUUAUAUUAUCAUUCUCAAGUUACAUCAUCUGCUCAACGACGUUAUGAUCCGAUUGAAUUAGAAGCUUUAGCUAUAUGGUUAUGUUUUCAACGUAUGAGAUCUUAUUUACUUGGUCGUUCAAUAAUUAUUUAUACAGAUCAUUGUCCUUCAUGUUUCAUGAUGAAUGCAUCAGUCAAAAAUAGACGAGUUGAUCGUAUUUCUAUAUUACUACAAGAAUAUAAUAUUGAAAAAAUUAUUCAUAUUAAAGGUCAACAUAAUUGCCUAGCUGAUUAUUUAUCUCGUCAUCCGAUUCAACAUAAUGAAGAAAUAUUUGAUGAAGAAUAUGGUAUUGGUUUGUUAUUUAAUGAGGAACUACCGAGCACGGUAUCUGUUCCCGAUAUGAACUUUCCAUCUAUUAAUACUGUUAUCACACGUUCCAAACACAAACAAAAUUUACAACAAGCAGUCAUCUCAAAUCACACUAUACCAGUUAGUCAAUCAAGAAAAAAUUCUUCUACUAGUCAGUCAACAACAAUUGAACCAACUCCAUCUUAUACAUGUACUUAUUUUACUAUUGAAUGUGUUAAGGAAGAACAAGCUAAAGAUCAAAAACUACAACAGAUAAUUCAAGAACUCAAAGAUAAGAAGAUAAUUAAUUCUUACAUUUUUCAAGACGGGUUAUUAUACAAAUUAUUACCUAUGUCUCCAAAUAGUAAAAAGAAAAUUAAGACAUAUCAUACUGAUCCAUUAUCUGGUCAUUUUGGUGUUAAACGAACUUAUUUAAAAUUAAAGAAUAAAUUCUGGUGGCCUAAUUAUUUUACAAGAUGGAUCACAGCUAUAGCUUUACCGAAUUGUUCAGCUCAAAUUACUGCACAAACUAUUUUUAAUGAUUAUAUUUGUCGAUAUGGAGUCCCUAAAUCUAUUUUAUCUGAUCAAGGUACUCAUUUUAAUAAUCAAUUAAUGGAUGCUAUGGCUAAAUUAGUUGGAUAUACUCACAUAUUUUCUACUGUUUACCAUCCACAAAGUAAUGGAAUGGUUGAACGAUUUAAUGCUACAUUUGUGCCUCAAUUAGCUAAACUUCAUGAUCGUGAGAGUAAUAAUUGGGAUGAAUAUUUAUCACCAGUUGUUUUUGCAUAUAAUACUAGUGCACAUUCA
This is a messenger RNA of Rotaria sordida, 3135 nucleotides long. Lineage: Eukaryota; Metazoa; Rotifera; Eurotatoria; Philodinida; Philodinidae. The record is from the annotation of a GenBank genome assembly.